Messenger RNA from Hemibagrus wyckioides, 1668 nucleotides. RefSeq names its product E3 ubiquitin/ISG15 ligase TRIM25-like. The record is from RefSeq and is a predicted model, not a curated record. Gene Ontology annotation, molecular function: protein binding; zinc ion binding. The transcript is spliced from 6 exons. The coding region runs from base 13 to 1668 and encodes 551 amino acids. NCBI's taxonomy places the organism in Eukaryota, Metazoa, Chordata, Actinopteri, Siluriformes, Bagridae.
CUUUUCAGUAAAAUGGCACAAGCGAAUAUUCCCCUUUCUCUGGAUCAUUUCAGCUGUUCAGUCUGUCUGGAUCUACUCAAGGAUCCAGUAACUCUUCUCUGUGGACACAGUUUCUGUAUGGUCUGCAUUAAUGGCUGCUGGGAUCAGGAGGAUCAGCAGGGAGUCUAUAGCUGUCCUCAGUGUAGACAAACCUUCACUCCAAGACCUGCUGUGAGUAAAAACAGUGUUCUGGCUGAAGUAGUGGAGACACUGAAGAAGACAGGACUCCAAGUUAAACGUCCUGCUCAGUCUACAGCUGGACCUGAAGAUGUGGAGUGUGAUUUUUGUACUGAGAAUAAAUCCAAAGCCAUCAAGUCCUGCCUGGUGUGUCUGGCCUCUUUCUGUGAAACUCAUCUCCAGCCUCACUAUAAAUCUCCAGAAUUUAAAAAGCACAAGCUGGUGGAAGCCUCCAGACGACUCCAGGAGCAGAUCUGCUCUCAGCAUGACAAACUGCUGGAGGUUUACUGUCACACUGACCAGCAGUGUAUCUGCAUGUUGUGUAUGAUAAAUAAACAUAAAGGACAUGAUACAGUAUCAGCUGCAGCAGAACGAGCUGAGAAACAGAAGCUGCUGCUGGAGGUGCAGGGAAAAUACCAACAGAGAAUCCAGCAAAGAGAGAAGGAGCUUCAGGAGCUAACAAAAGCUGUGGAGUCUCACAAGCUCUCUGCUCAAACAGCAGUGCAGGAAAGUGAGAAGAUCUUUAUUGAUAUUAUCAAAACACUUGAGAGAAGAUGUUCUGAGGUCACAGCACUGAUCAGAGCUCAGGAGAAAGCUGCAGUGAGUCGAGCUGAAGAAAUCAUGAAGCACCUGGAGCAGGAGAUCGCGGAGCUGAAGAGAAGGAAUGCUGAGAUGGAGGAGUUUUCACACGUCGAGGAUCCCAUUUAUUUUCUCCAGAACUUCCUGUCUGUCUCAGCUCCUCUUAGACAUGCAGAUACCAUCAGAGUGUUUCCUCUCCACACAUUUGAAGAUGUAAUAAAAUCUGUGUGUCAAAUGAGAAAGGAGCUAGAGAACCACUGCAAAGAGGAGACUGAGAAGAUGUCGAGUCAAGUGAAGAAAGUUCGAGUUAUUCCUCCUAAAAGCAGAGAAGAGUUUUUACAAUAUUUCGGUCCAUUCACAUUGGAUCCUGAUACAGCAAAUUUCUACCUCUGUCUGUCUGAGGGGAACACAGUUGUGACCAAAUAUCUAUUAAGCUUAUAUGCUUAUUCAUCUGGGAGUUUUGAAUGUUAUUCCCAGGUGUUGUGUAGUGAGAGUGUGUCUGGAUGCUGUUACUGGGAGGUGGAGUGGAGCGGGUAUGAAGGGGUUAAUAUAGCAGUGUCAUAUAAAGACAUCAGCAGGAAAGGAAGCGGUAAUGAAGGUCAGUUUGGACGUAACGAUAAGUCCUGGAUUUUGCUGUGCCAACCAUUUAAAUGCUCAUUCUUACACAACAACCAAGAAACCAUUAUUGCCAUAAACUCCACCCCCUCUAGAAUAGGUGUGUUUGUGGAUCACGAGGCAGGAUUUCUAUCUUUCUACAGCGUCUCUGACACGAUGAAGCUCCUCCACACAAUCAAGUGCACUUUCACUCAGCCUUUGUAUCCAGGGUUCACAGUCAAUUCCAGUUCAACUCUAAAGCUAUGCCGUCUAAAAUAG